Molecule: messenger RNA, 4441 nt
Organism: Paecilomyces variotii
Lineage: Eukaryota; Fungi; Ascomycota; Eurotiomycetes; Eurotiales; Thermoascaceae
Product: putative Taz1-interacting factor 1
Exons: 4
Coding region: 136-4269 (1377 amino acids)
Biological process (GO): piecemeal microautophagy of the nucleus; reticulophagy; autophagy of peroxisome
Cellular component (GO): Atg1/ULK1 kinase complex; phagophore assembly site membrane; extrinsic component of membrane
Molecular function (GO): protein kinase binding; molecular adaptor activity
Source: RefSeq, a predicted model, not a curated record
CGGGGGGAGCUUCAAGUCGCCCAAGGCACCCCGAACAGCUUAACUGCAGUAUCAUUCCUACCUCUCCACCGCUCUUAAAUCUCCGAUCUCACCUGGAACUAACCAUGAACCUGUGCUUCUGUCGGUGAGCAGCGGAUGUCAUUACAGAUCUACAUCGCCCAUACGGGUGAGCGUUUGCUUGCUGACCCGGUGUCGUUUGCUUCGCCAGACGCACUACGGUCAUGGAUCGCUCGCAGUACUUCCAUCUCGCCCCAGAGGCAGAUCUUGAUGACUGCUCGGGGUAAGAACGUCAAGAUUCAGACGCUUGCCACUGAGAACGAGAUCUUCGUCUACGAUAGGCAGUAUGUCAGUGAACCCGGCAAAAUUCAGGUCCCCGAAAUACCUUCACCACAGCCGCUGCAAUUGAGCCCAGCUCCGGACACGCUGGCGGACCAGAAUAACCUUCAGGCAUGGCGGAAUCUCUACAUGGCCCGCAGGACCUGGGCCCUGGACGUUGCAGAACGUUGCGUCCCCAUCAACGACGCCAUCCAGGAGCACACUGAACGGGCGGAUAACAUCUACAGAGCUGUUGGUGUCGCUCUGGAGAAUCUAAAGGCUCACGUGGGCAGCCUGGAGCACAGAUUCCAAGAGGCUCAGGCAUGGGCAAAUGAUCUCCUGAAGGAGCAGAUGUCCGUUCUGGAAGGGUGGCAAGGAGCGUUAUCCAAAUUGGAGAAUAUCCCUGCGAGGAAGGAUUUCACUUUUCUCGGCCGGCCGUCCACUCCCAAGAAGGACAGGGAUCGUUCGAACGGGACACUGCAAGACUUUGUGGACGUGGAGGAGGUACGGCAAGCAGGGCCGCAUGCUUCAGCUGCAUCUCAGCAGUUCGCACACCGAAUCCAGGACAUAGAGAAGGCGGUGGGAGACAUCGCCUCCGACACGCAGACCUUGUUGGUCGAAGCACGACCGGAGCAUGGUGACACUGUGGAGGGCCUUUUAGAGGAGGUCGAGGCCCUUGCUAAGAAGAUCAGUUCGGAUUAUGAGCAUGUACUAGGACUACCAAGCAACACGAAAACUCUCGCCAACGUCUCAAGGAUGGCGCUAAGUCAUACGAAGAACAUUUUGCCGUCUCUACGGGAGAUCGUCUUCGAGUUCCAGGCAGCACUCGACCAGGCUGUCAAGAGGCGCAAUGCGGCCACAAAAGUAGCUAUCAAUCAUAUGCGGACCAUCUCCUCUAUCGAAUCCCGUCUUGCCGAGGUCCAAGCGCAGAUUGUCAACUUGGACGUUGAAGGGGACGCCUUUGAACCUCUCUACUCUGUCUUUCAUAUGCCGUUUGUCUACGGGUCUGUUCUCAUUGAGGCUGUGCGCCGACGCGAAUGGGGUGAAAAGAUGAAGACGGACUCUUUGACCCUGGCGGAAGAGAUGGCCGUUUUCAGGGAUGAAGAACAGCGUAGAAGGAGAAAAUGGUUGAAAACGAUGGGCGACUUCUUGUCGUUGUCCGAUGACAGCACACCGGGCAUUGAGAUUAAUCUACAGGGUCAUGAACUACAAUGGCCCGACGUUGCCCGCAAGGAAGUCGAACUAUAUAUCGAUGAAUUGAAAGCGAAUGGCAUGUCUGGCAUCGUCGAACAGUUGUCACAGAUGUAUAGAGAUAUUGACGCUCCUACUCGCCAGCAAAAACGCAGGGCGAAAGCUUUCAAGCAUGGCAGUGUGUUUGAUAUGGGACGCAGCUCGCUUCUGAUCCGUGGCGACGACAUGGUUCGAAGUUUGAAGGACGAGAAAACCAAAUUGGAGGAUAAGCUGAAAGGUUCCGAGAGUCGCAUUCGCAAGCUCGAAGAUCUCCUUCAUAGACAAAGCCAAAUCAGUCGGCCUGUAAGUGGCAAUUUCGGCGCUGAUAUACCGACCUCUCCUGCCUCACCUCGGCCGGACCCAUUUUCCAGGAGGUCGUCCGUAUCGUCUAGGCGGAUGUCAUCCAAUCAGCCACCGGAAGAAAAGGCCCUUGUCCAGCGCAUCGUCGCUCUGGAAGCGGAACUUGUUGCGGAGAGGGACACAGUCCAAAGGCUGCAGAAAGAAGCACACGCGGAGCGGCAGUCUAGCACAGAUAAGAUGCAGGAAGCGCAGUCGACAAAGAAGGACCUCAUAGGUAAUCUCGAAGCCAGACAACGUGAAUUUCAAGAUGAGCGAAGAUUCCUCGAGUCUGAAGUAAAGAAAUUCAAGCUCAGAGCGGAAGAAGCGGAGGAGGAACUUGACAGGGCCAUGGACAGCAGGGAGCAUGAAAAGCAGGAAUCCGACGAAAGGAUACAGACAUUGGAGGCCGAGAUUGAGGCUGUUCGAGCGCAGACUGCGGAAGAGCUGCAGAGCAUCAGUGAGCAGAUGGAGCAAAUCAAGCACGACUAUGAAUCUCAAAAGGAAAAGUCCGACGCUCUGGACGCGCAGGUCCUGGCUGAGAAAGAAGAGGCCGAGAGACUACGGGCUAGGACUGGAGAGCUCGAGAAGCAAGUCGAGGAACUGGAGAGACGUGAACGUGAAAGCAUCAGUUCUCUGCAGGCGGCCCAUAUGCAACUGUCGCCAGAGGGCUCUGCGCCGGAUGAUUUCUCUAGGCUUGUGAAGGCAAUUGAAGUUCUGUCUGAAGGCUUGGCUAUCCAUGCUAGGACAACAGAAGAGAAGAACGCCAAUGCCAUUGCUGAAGUGGAGUCGCUGAAAGAGCGCCUUGCACAAUUGGAAAACGAGACACAGGAGCUGAAGAAGCUCUCAGAUAUGCGCGAAUCAGAACUUUCGCAGCUUAAGGACGAGCUUUCAUCUGAGCGGUCGAGAUUGUCUGCGGCAAAAGCUGAACUGGUGGAAGAACAAUCACAGCUUCAGCAUCUAAGAUCGAAGUUUGCUGCCGGAGAGACCGGCUCAGAAGUCCUCCGAGAGCGUGUCGCUGAAGAAGAAAAGAAAGCGGCCAGUCUUUCCGAGAGGCUUUCACAAGUGGAAUGCAAAUCUCGCGCUGCGGAGGAAGAACUGCUUACAUGGAGAAAGAAAGGUGAAAGUCUUAUAGAAUCCGAAAAGCGCGCCGUGUCUCGCCUGAAUGCCCGCGGCGAAAGAGCGCGGCAGAUAUCAGGCCAGCUUUACGCACAGGUAGAGAAAGUUGGACGCAUGUUGGAACAUCUUGGAUUCACAGUGGUCCGCCAAGAUGGCAAUAUCACGGUGCAGAGAUCAUCGAAGGUUAAUAGCUUGUCGGGUAUUGGAGAAGGUCUUGCGACCUCCGGUAUAGCCUCUGUACGACCAGAUGCACAACUUGUCACUUGGGUCCAGUCUGAGGAUCCGGAUGAAGAGGCUGCCAGGUUUGCCUCCUUUAUGGAAUCCCUCACGAAGUUCGACAUCGACAUCUUUGGGGACGCGGUCGUCAAGCGAGUGAAAGAUAUCGAGACUCUGGCAAGGAAAUGGCAGAAGGAGGCUCGGGGUUAUCGCGACAAAUACCACCGUGCCCAGAGUGAAGCACAUGAUAAGAUUGCCUACCGGUCAUUCAAGGAGGGCGAUCUCGCCUUGUUCCUCCCAACCCGAAACCAGACGAUCCGGUCAUGGGCAGCAUUCAAUGUCGGCGCACCGCAUUACUUCCUGCGCGAGCAGGAUGUGCACAAGCUGUCGAGUCGGGACUGGUUGCUCGCACGGAUUAGCAAGGUAGAGGAGCGAGUGGUGGAUCUGUCUAAAUCAAUGAACAACUUCAACCCGGAUCGCCGGUCGAUAGCCGAAGCGAGCGACGGUGCGUCUUUGGACGACGAGAACCCAUUCGAACUGUCCGAUGGCCUUCGUUGGUAUCUGCUAGAUGCUCAGGAGGAAAAGCCAGGAGCACCCAGUACGCCGGGUCUGGGGAAGAGUACGGUUGCGUCGGCUCAUGUUGACGCCAAAGGCAGUAUUCGUCUCAAGGCUAGCGGCGGGAAUGUCGCCAAAACAUUGACCAAGAGUCUCGAUAGCCGUCGAAACAGCUCCGCCUCCAAGAAAGGCACCCCUACUGCGUCGACACCGGCUGGGGAACCCGCGGGCGAUAGCAGCGAGCAGGCUGCGGCAGCAGAUGUCGGGACACAGCGAAGAGAGGGAGACCCUAGAUCUGAUGAGGGCUCGGAAUGGGGAAUCGAGCGGGGAGGACCAGAACAGGGGCGUAUCUCACCCUCUUCCUCGAGCAAAAGGGCCAGCAUGACGGGCUCUCCCUCGCCGACUCCCGCGUCGAACAAACGUCACUCCAUCGCCCGAUCGCGGCCAUGGGAGAAGCUCUGGUCCCUCGAUUACCGAGUGGAAGGUGGAAGACAGUGAAAGGAAAGUGAAGGUUGAACUCGAUGUGGAGGAGUCCGGGUUUUUAUUUCUAGCGUAUAAGCGAUGGAGAUAGAUCAGUCAUAGUUUGAAGAUACCCAUCUUAUUUGGAGUACACGUAUAGCUUGCUAUUUACCAUGGACAAUGGACCGGAUGAGAUUGAGUACUUGUGUGG